Messenger RNA from Elgaria multicarinata webbii, 731 nucleotides. It is a transcript of the gene TXNL4A, whose product is annotated as thioredoxin like 4A. Bases 102 to 530 code for a protein of 142 amino acids. Gene Ontology annotation, biological process: mRNA splicing, via spliceosome. Lineage: Eukaryota; Metazoa; Chordata; Lepidosauria; Squamata; Anguidae. The record is from RefSeq and is a predicted model, not a curated record. Gene Ontology annotation, cellular component: spliceosomal complex; U4/U6 x U5 tri-snRNP complex; U5 snRNP. The transcript has 4 exons.
GGUUUGUUAGGUCGCGAGCGCGCACGUGUCCUUAGUGGCGGUUGCGGAGAGCCGUUAAAGUCGUUUGUUUCUUUGCGUUUGGUUUCAUACGAGUUUUGAAAAUGUCGUAUAUGCUUCCGCAUUUACACAAUGGUUGGCAAGUAGACCAGGCCAUUCUUUCAGAAGAAGAUCGUGUGGUGGUCAAUCGCUUUGGACAUGAUUGGGAUCCAACAUGUAUGAAAAUGGAUGAAGUUUUAUAUAGUAUUGCCGAAAAGGUGAAAAAUUUUGCUGUUAUUUAUCUUGUGGAUAUCACAGAAGUGCCAGACUUCAACAAGAUGUAUGAACUGUAUGAUCCCUGUACUGUCAUGUUCUUCUUCAGAAACAAACACAUAAUGAUUGAUUUAGGUACAGGUAACAACAACAAAAUUAACUGGGCGAUGGAAGACAAGCAAGAGAUGAUUGACAUCAUAGAAACAGUUUAUAGAGGAGCACGUAAAGGUAGAGGUCUUGUUGUAUCACCCAAAGACUACUCAACCAAAUAUAGAUAUUGAUACUUUGUGUGUGUGUGUGUGUGUCUGUGGAUACUUCAAGUUCAUCUUAAACUUCAUAAAUUCAUACUUUGUAUAAAAUAUUAUUUCUUGCUUUCACCUCAUUGUGAAUAUAUUUUGAACUUAUGUAAAUAUGUUACUUAAUUUUCUUGGCAAAUAGCUGUUUGAUUUUAGAAAUAAAGUAAUAACUUUUACAUGUAAAAA